AUGAGCGACAGACUUUUGAGCAACUUAGACAAACUUCUGCUCGAGUUUGUUUUCCAGCUAGAACAAACUUCUUAUGCUAAGGAACACGUGAAUCGACAGAUAAAUUUGUAUACUGCAAAAAUCACAGAAAAAAAGAAUGAAAUCGCUAGGCUGCAGGAAGAUAUAAACAACAGCAACGAUGCAAUUGCUGAUUUGCACAAGCAAAAUGAGAGUAGUAAGGAGAGCUGUAAAGCCUGGAAGCCCACCUAUGCAAUUCUUAGCCAGCAUGAAGAAUAUUUGAAAAAUGAACUUGAAGCUUUACAAGAAGCUACAGAAAAUGAGAGGAAAAUGUAUGAGGAUUACAUAACCCAGUAUAAAGAGAUUUUAAAACAACGGUGUGAGAAAUAUGCAGAAACUGCUCUUGCACAGAAGUAUUACCAAAAAAAGAAAGAACUUGAAGAAAUCCAAAACAGGGUUUUGAAACGUGCUUCUUCGAGGCGAAAGACACAGGAAAUGUUAAAGCUUGCUGCAGUUGCUACACAAGAAUCCAUUGAACUACAAAAAGAAGCUGAGGAAUUAGAAAGGAAGAUCAGUUAUUUAAAAAAGACAUUUGUAAAGGCUACAGAAGAUCAAAAUAAUUCCAAAAUGAUUGAAGGAAAAAAUCAGAAAAAUCUAGAGAAGCCAGAGAAGCUUAAAGAAAGGAUAUUUGAAGAUAGGGAACAUCCAUCUUUGCUCAAUGAGAAACAUCAACUGUAUAAACCAUUACAUGUCCCAUGCAUUCCUCGGAAACUAGGGCAGUCUGUACAGAGCAUUAGAUUCUCAAUGCAGCGAACAGAAAGAGGGAGAGGAGAAGAAGAAGAAAAACCUAUGGAACUUCCAGUGGCCACUUGCAGUUCCUCUAGCCUUGCAGAAAAUUCAUCACAGAUGGUUACUGACACUGCAGGCACUAAUAACCCACAGAUUGCCCAAGUUCCAGCAAUAGCAAGCUCACAAAACCAAAUGCAAUUCAGGCUCGUAAUUCCUCCAAAGCAGAUGACUUCCAAUCAACAGUUUGAGAGUGAAAAUGCAGUAAUAGCAAACCAAGAGGCCAAAUGUGAUGCAGAAGCAGAAAAUGAGCCAAAGGAUUAUUCUUAUAUACCUCAAGACAUAAACACAAAUUUUAAGACAAAUGAAGAUAAUCCUGACACAGCAGAAGAAAGUUCACAACGUUUUUUAAGAGCACCUGAAACACCUGAGUUUGUUGGAACGCCUGAUUCAAAGGGGAAGAAAACCCAGUUCUCAAAACUACCUUCAUUUGACUUCAUUCACAAUUUAGGUUCUGAAGAAGGAACAUCAAAAUCUCCUGCCUUCUUUUCUCUCAUGAACUUUGCCCAGAAAUCACCUGGCUUUAAUUUAUUUGAUUCUUCUGUGUUUGGGGCAGAAAAUUCAUCUGACGAGACAGAGGAAGGUUAUUCUGUGGGAAACUUGAACCCUCUGUCCCCACAAAAAGAUAUUGGAAGCUUGUUUGGGAAAUCAGAAAGUGAGGAGGCAUUUGCCUUCCCCUUCCCCUCAGAAUCAAUUUCUCAUGCAUUUGGAGAUGGAAAAGAUGACUUCAGUUUUCCAUUUGCAUUUGGACAGGAUCAGAGAUCAUCACAGUCUCCUCCUGUGAAAGAUUUUCAUUCUUCCUUACAAAAUACAAAGCCAUUUACAUUCUUCUGAAUACUUUGACUUCCUUUUAAAUUCUUUUCCUCCUUAACCUUGACAAAUGUUAUCAGUUUCUUAAGUUAAAGUACAAAGCAUUUCAUCUUCCCCUUUCAUUUCAUGCAAGACUGCAUUAUUCCAAUUGCUGCAAAAGCAUGUGUAUGUUCAUCAAGCACACACGCUUUGAGAUGCAGCUUUUAUUUUUCCUAUUUCCUGAAUAUGUUGUUUUCAUAAAAUGUUAUGAUA
Messenger RNA from Nestor notabilis (Kea), 1905 nucleotides. RefSeq names its product chromosome unknown open reading frame, human C14orf39 (gene CUNH14orf39). Gene Ontology annotation, biological process: spermatogenesis; meiotic DNA double-strand break processing involved in reciprocal meiotic recombination; oogenesis. The transcript is spliced from 16 exons. Lineage: Eukaryota; Metazoa; Chordata; Aves; Psittaciformes; Psittacidae. The record is from RefSeq and is a predicted model, not a curated record. Gene Ontology annotation, cellular component: central element. The coding region runs from base 1 to 1677 and encodes 558 amino acids.